AUGAUAGCAGAGUUGCAAAGAUACCGUGAGCGUUUUGGAGAUCAAAUGCGUGAAGAAUCCGCUGAUGGAACACCACGCCAGGCUGAUGCUCGCGGGAAUGUACCGGGCGUUGGAGUGCAUCACCGCCAUCCGCCUCCGCCUCCACCGUUUGUGCCAGUUCAUGUUCAUGGACCCUCAUACUGGGAAGUGAUGAAGUACAUGAGGGACAUGCAAAUGGAUCGUUUCAGUGGGAAGGCCAGUGCCACCUCUGCAAAUAACUGGAGGAGGAAGCUGGAGAAGAACUUGGAUGCAGCCAGGUGCCCAGCCAAGUUUCGUAGGGAAUUGGGUGUGCAUUACCUGAAAGACGAAGCCAUGAUAUGGUGGGAAGGUGUGGUGGAAUUAGCGCGAGGACACUAUGAAUUGACUUGGGAGGAAUUUAAGGAUGAGUUCACCCGUGAGUAUGUUCCCCCUGAGGCCACAUACAUGAUGGAGAGCGAAUUUGAGAAUCUGCGUCAAGGAAACAAGACGGUGAAAGAUUAUAAGGAGGAAUUCAAUCGUCUCAGGAGGUUUUCUCGCAGGCGUAUGGAGGAGCGAGACCUGAUCCGCAAAUUCAUGAAUGGACUAAGGGUUGAUUUGAAGAACAGAUGUGCCCUUAGGAAGUAUGACCGUUUGGCCGAAAUAGUGGAAACAACAGCUUUUCAAGGAAUAGGCUUGGAAGAGGAAAGCAAGCUCGCAAGGAACACUAAGCCAAAGACGGCCAAGUGUAAUCAACAUGGACACACCAAAAAGGAUUGUAGAUUCCCACCGAAUGUUCGAUGUUACCGUGGUUACAGAGAAGAUCACACUUCUAGUGCAUGUCCUCUGCCGCCGCAAGGAGCACCAAAAGCCGGAGCACCACAACAGGGAACCAGGCGCAAUGAGCAGUUGCCACCACCAAAGAAGCAAGCUGUGGGUGGGCGAGCCUUCGUAGUCGGGGACCACGAAGGAGGAGAACCGAUUAUUGGAUCGGUUUUAGUUGGGGGAAUAAAUGCCCACACCUUGUUUGAUACUGGCGCAACACAUAGUUUUGUGUCUCCGACCUUGACAAAGUGUUGGAACUUUGAGGGCAUGUUCCUUUCGAACGCCAAAGGAAUAGAAACCGCAGGGACCGAGUUAAUGAGGUCUACUGGUACGUAUGAGGAUGUCCCCAUCGUCAUAGAAGGCAUUGAGCUUAAAGGAAAUUUGGUGGAGAUGGAGUUAAACCACUACGAAGUGAUCUUAGGAAUGAAUUGGUUGACAUACCACAAGGCCGUGAUGGAUUUCCCAAAGACGCGUGUCUACAUCCCUAGGACUUAA
Messenger RNA from Brassica napus (rape), 1314 nucleotides. RefSeq lists its product as uncharacterized. Bases 1 to 1314 code for a protein of 437 amino acids. The transcript is spliced from 3 exons. Gene Ontology annotation, molecular function: nucleic acid binding; zinc ion binding. The record is from RefSeq and is a predicted model, not a curated record. Lineage: Eukaryota; Viridiplantae; Streptophyta; Magnoliopsida; Brassicales; Brassicaceae.